AAUUAAGAAGCCUAAUGGGUUUGUGACACUUACCGACUUUUUUUAUUCAUGGAAAGAAAAUUUGAACAUGUUCUUUCAAUAAAGUAGUAUGUAUCAAUGCAUCAAUUGACUGAGCCAAAUGUCAACCAAUUUUUAAACGUAAAUAAUAAUAAUGUUAUUUUAUUACAUCUACGGUAUAUGUAUGAUUUUACCAAAUUCAUAAUAGUUUUGUCAAGAAGUCUCUUUUUAACAAGUUUCUAAUGGUGGUGUUUUUGCUGGUAUGCAUACCUUAAGGUUUUAAUGUGUGUUCUGUCAUCUGUAUCAAUUAAAUUCGAGGGGACAGACUUAUGUUGAUAAUCUGUAAUUGUUUUGUGGUACAUUGGCAAGUGACACCCCUUUUCUGAUGCUGUUCUCUGCUUCGAUGGCCUUGUCUUUACUUGGUAAUUGAUAUUAUAGGGUGACAAGAUACGGAGACGUGAUGAGUGGUCCAAUUGGAUUCCAGCUAGUUCAAAGACAACAUUGUCAGCAGAACCUCAGGCUACUACGUACCAACUUGAAGAGAAUGCCACUGAUUCAUGUGGAAAUGGUGAUGUGAAUGAAGAUAAUUCAAGGAACACUUCUGAAGAAAAUGAUAAAUUUACAUUGCAUGGUGGGAGCUUGGAGCAUGUUUCAGCUGUGGGCAAUCCUAUGGAAGUAACACGUAAAAAUAAUAGAAAACAUGCAGUUGCGCAAGGUCUAUUAAAUGAUGUCGAAGAGUUACAAAGAGUUGAGUCUGUAAGGUUUACUGACCAUAAAGCUGAAAGUGUGGAAUUAUUAUCAGAUGUAACAACACAAAAUGUUGCUGACCUAUCAAAUGAUUUCGCACACACAUUUAUGCUUGAUGAAGAGCUAGAGCUCAAGCAAAAAACACUAAGGACUCUCUCAGCACUUAAAAGAAUGGAUGAUGAAGAUGACGAGAUGAUUAUCAACGAUCAGGAUGUUCAGAGACUUGUGAUUGUUACCCAGAAUAGUGGGACAGGUGAAGGACCAAAAGCUGGUGCGAAAGAUUCAAAGUCCAUAUCCAGUGAGCUUGAUGCUGUGAUAAAUGAUGGUCUUUACUUCUAUGAACAGGAGCUGAAAAUUAAACGAUUUAGUCGUAGAAAGAAUAACUCUAUUUAUGAGAAUAAAGAUGGAAAUCCAAGGUCUCCAAGGAGUGCAUUGGGAGUAUCAAAUUCAAAGAUAGGUGAAAACGCUGCUGGGAGCAGUAGUCUUGUGGAGUCUGGAGGAACAAGUUCCUGAAGGAAGCAAAAUAAAGGUUUCUCAAAGCAACAUUCAUUCCAGAAACAGAGAAUUUUCUCCAGCAACUUAAGAAUCAUGGAACCAGUCACAACUCAAUUUCAAUAAUAUCAGAAAGUCCACCAAGUAAUUCGGUUGGAUAUUUCUUUGGUUCUACUCCUCCAGAUAGUUAUGGGUUACUGCCGGUUUCAAAUAUACAUGAAACCUAAUUUAUUUGACUAGACUUUAAGGUUUUCCAUAGCUAAUGGAUGUCUAAGCAUUUUUUAGAGCUCUAGGCCGCCUUCGAAGUUGAGCUGUUCACCACAUGGAACUCUUUCUAGCAGUCCACCAGUUGGUUCCUUGCCAAAGCCAUUUCCACCUUUUCAGCAUCCAAGUUAUCAGCUGUUAGAAGAAAAUGAUUUCAAGCAACAGAAGUAAGGGAUGGUGGAUUUUUUCUCUAAUAUAUGUAUGUAUUUUUGUAUACUUUUGCACAGUUCACAUAUAACUUUCAAGACUUUGUCAGAUUUUUGUUGUACCUAAAACAUACUUUCUUUGUGGUCUGUGCUAGAGCCCUUCUGCAUGUACUUGUACUUGCUCAGAGAGGUGUAUAAGGAUGGAGAGAAUGAGAAUGAGCACUUGAAAAGCAGAGUUGGCUAAUUCAGUUGUUUUUACAUUCAGGUACCUAAAGUUUCAUAAGCGCUGCCUGAGUGACAGGAAGAAGUUGGGAAUUGGUUGCAGUGAGGUGGACUUUCUUUCGGAACUUUCUAAGUUAUUAAAUGACUGUUUUACAUGAAAUGAAAGAUCAACUAUUGCACAACUAACUUCUAUUGUUUAAUUGAUUCUCAUGUCUAGGUAAGUUCUACUAAAAAUAUUUACUCUUGUACCUCUUUUUGAAUUUUGUCUUUGUUUUGUAUUAGUACCCAGUCAUCUUAGUCACACAAGAAAUAGGUUGUGUGGUGUGCUUUCAUCUUUAAUCUCCCCAUUAUGUCAUUUGUAA
This is a messenger RNA of Durio zibethinus, 2230 nucleotides long. NCBI's taxonomy places the organism in Eukaryota, Viridiplantae, Streptophyta, Magnoliopsida, Malvales, Malvaceae. The record is from RefSeq and is a predicted model, not a curated record.